Messenger RNA from Oncorhynchus nerka (sockeye salmon), 5182 nucleotides. RefSeq names its product parietopsin (gene parietopsin). Gene Ontology annotation, cellular component: plasma membrane; photoreceptor outer segment. Gene Ontology annotation, molecular function: G protein-coupled photoreceptor activity. Bases 1791 to 2933 code for a protein of 380 amino acids. The record is from RefSeq and is a predicted model, not a curated record. The transcript has 5 exons. Gene Ontology annotation, biological process: phototransduction; cellular response to light stimulus; G protein-coupled receptor signaling pathway. Lineage: Eukaryota; Metazoa; Chordata; Actinopteri; Salmoniformes; Salmonidae.
UUAUAUCUUUAUGUUUGAAGCCUGAAAUGUGGCAAAAGGUCGCAAAGUUCAAGGGGGCCGAAUAUUUCGCAAGGCACUGUAUAUAGUUUGUUAACAAGAAAUUUGUGGAGUGGUUGAAAAAUUAGUUUUAAUGACUCCAACCUAAGUGUAUGUAAAGUUCCGACUUCAACUGUACAUGACCCUAAGCAUGAUGGGACGUUAAUUGCUUAAUUAACUCAGGAACCACACCGGUGUGGUAGCACCUGCUUUCAAUAUACUUUGUAUCCCUCCAUUUCCUCCCGUGUUUCCAUGGUUUCGGAAGUUACCUGUUUGUGUAAACAAAGGAACAGUUGGUUAUAAGGGACUUUUAACCAAUGGUGGUCUUUGAACCAAUAAGAACAGAGAAAGACGAGAUACAAACUAAUGAGUUGAAUAUCUUGACAAUUUGACAUGUUCAAGACACACUCUGAAAUGCCUUAAGCUUUUGCACACUAUAACUGCCCUGUCGAUCUCUCUGUCUUUAGAACAGGCUCUAUUUACCUUAGUAAUAAUGUAGAUACCCUAAAAUCAUACUUUCCACAAAGGCUUAAUCAUUAUUAAUAGUCCUAGUUAAAGUGUCUAUCAAUGUGGUUAGUACAACUGAUAGAACAGUCAGUUUACAACAGAAUGUUCUUAUUUUUAUUUUAUAGAAAAGAGGACAUAUGCUGUAUUUCAUGGACAAAUCUAUUUAUCAUUGUGUCCAGUAAUUUCUAUGCUGUAUUUGAGUUGCUUGGCUAUAUUUUUGUUUGUUUGUUUUCAUAAACAUUCUGCUUAAAAAAAACAACAACAACCUUGCUUUCAAUCUAGAUAUAAAAUUGUGUUGAAAUCAUUGACUUUGCACUGAAAUGUUCAGAAAUUAGUUGUAUUAGUUUUGUGGGGGAAACUAACAAGAAAAUAACUUCAGUUUCUUGUCAUGAUACGGUCAGAAUGUUUGAGAAAUCUAUUCUAUUAUCUGUAUAUUCUAAAUCUAUUCUACUAUCUGUAUAUUCUAAAUCUAUUCUACUAUCUGUAUAUUCUAAAUCUAUUCUACUAUCUGUAUAUUCUAAAUCUAUUAUCUCUUCUUUGAGAGAGAUUGUUCAUGGUUGAAAAAGUGAAAAAAAAAAGUGGUCUUGUUGGAAAAACUCACAUUGAGAGAAUGAGAGAAUUUUAUCCAAAGCCUGUAUAGUUUACAUAAAUGUCCAUCUUGUAAUUUGUAUUUUUUUUCUUUGGGAGUGUGUUUUUGAUUUGAUUAUGAAUUAAAGAUGGCAACAACCUAAUCUUGUUCCUGUGUUAGGCCUACUUUUGUGUAUGCCAUAUAGGGCUAGAUUUCAGUUAUCCACCCUUUCCUUGCCUCAGAGAAAAGUCAGGAAAGCAAAUAUCUUUUAUCUAACCUCUUGUCUCUCAAUGUAAAUGUAUAUUGAAUUGACCCAGUUGGCUAAAAAUAAUUUAGAAAAUGCACUUUUGAUACAGGCAGGGUAUAUCCUAGGCCCAGGGCUGUCUCUGGGCCUACACUUUGCACCUUUUUAAAUAUGGAACUCUCAAUAAAUCCUGAUCAGAUUAAUCAAUAUAAUCGUACAAAUCAUGUUAGGGAGCAAUUUCCCAAAUGGGUUUUUAAGUUGGUGUUGAGCAGCAUGUUCUCAAUGACAGAUAAUCCUAAAUGUGAUAAGACAUCCUGAAUACAGAAGCUAUUUAACUAGGAUCAGACAUAAUAAGAUCAAGCUAUGACGUUUGGGCUUUGAUUGAGAUGGGAUACAGACAGCAAAGGACCUUAUUUUCUGUAGUUUCUUGGUCAUAUGGUGGAGAGCAUGCGUUUUAAAUUAAGUACCAUGGACAGCACCACUGCCGUCGGCACACCUUGGCGCUUCGGCCCGACUUUGAACUCUACUUCUCCGGGAUUCAAAUCUAGUACUGUGGCGCCAACGAUUUUUCCACGGGCAGGCUACAGCAUCCUCUCCUAUCUCAUGUUCAUUAAUGCCAUUUUCUCUGUUUUUAACAAUACUCUGGUAAUAACGGUGUUGGUGAAGAAUCGUCCUCUCCUCAACCCAAUGAAUGUGAUUAUCCUCAGUUUAGCCGUGUCUGAUUUGAUGAUCGCUUUGUGCGGUUCUUCAAUAGUCACCAUUACCAACUAUCAUGGUUCAUUCUUUCUUGGCGACGAGUUCUGCAUCUUUCAAGGAUUUGCUGUCAACUAUUUCGGUCUGGUGUCUAUGUGCACGUUAACACUGCUGGCGUAUGAGCGCUACAUCGUGGUGUGUAAGCCCAUGGCAGGCUUCAAGAUGAACGUACGUCGGAGCGUUCAGGGGCUCCUGGGGGUCUGGCUGUUCUGUUUGUUCUGGGCCGUGCCUCCACUGCUGGGUUGGAGCUCCUAUGGACCCGAGGGCGUCCAGACCUCCUGCUCUCUGGGCUGGGAGGAGAGGUCCUGGAGUAACUAUAGUUACCUGAUCCUGUACACGCUGUUCUGCUUCCUCCUGCCUGUCGCAAUCAUCAUCUACUGUUACGCCAAUGUCCUCACCUCCAUGAGACGGCUUAACCAUAGUACGGAGUUGCAGGGCGGUCAUCCCUGUCUGCAGGACAACGAGCGGGCGGUAAGGAUAGUGCUGGCCAUGAUCGGGGCCUUCUUUGUCUGCUGGCUGCCCUACACAGUCCUGUCCGUGGUGGUUGUGGUAGACCCAGAGCUCCACAUCCCUCCACUGGUGGCUACCAUGCCUAUGUACUUCGCCAAGACCAGUCCUGUCUACAACCCCAUCAUCUACUUCCUAAGCAACAGGCAGUUCCGUGAUGCCACUCUGGAAGUCCUCUCCUGUGGGCGCUACAUUUCCCACGACCCGGCCACCGACACCGUCCCCAUGCGCUCCAUGACCCUGAGGACCACGGUGGGCAGAAGGGUGGGCAGAAAAAAACAAGGGAUCAGUGCGCACAGCAGGGUGCUUCCUCUGUGACUCCUCUCUCCUCCAUCUCCUAAAUCUCCAUCUCCUCCAUCUCCUAAAUCUCCAUCUCCUCUCUCCUCCAUCUCCAUCGCCUCUCUCCUCCAUCUCCCCUCUCCUCCAUCUCUCUCCUCAUCUCCUCCUCUCUCCAUCUCUUCCAUCUCCUCCAUCUCCUCUCUCCUCCAUCUCCUCCUCUCUCCAUCUCCUCCUCUCUCCUCCAUCUCCCCUCCACCGCCUCUCUCCUCCAUCUCCAUCUCCUCUCUCCUCCAUCUCCAUCUCUCUCCUCCAUCUCCAUCUCUCUCCCCCAUCUCCUCUCUCCUCCAUCUCUCCUCCAUCUCCUCCUCUUCUCCAUCUCCUCCUCCAUCUCCUCCUCUAUCCCCUCCUCUCAUCUAUCUCCUCCAUAUCCUCUCUCCUCCAUAUCCUCCUCUCCUCUAUCUCCUCCAUCUCCUCCAUAUCCUCUCUCCUCAUCUCCAUCUCCUCCAUAUCCUCUCUCCUCCAUCUCCUUCAUCUCCUUCUAUCUCCUCCAUCUCCUCCAUAUCCUCUCUUCUCAUCUCCAUCUCCUCCAUAUCCUCUCUCGUCAUCUCCAUCUCCUCCAUAUCCUCUCUCCUCAUCUCCAUCUCCUCCAUAUCCUCUCUCCUCCAUCUCCUUCAUCUCCUCCAUAUCCUCUCUCCUCCAUAUCCUCCUCUCUCCUAAAUCUCUUCCUCUCCAUUUCCUCUAUCUCCUCAAUCUCCUCCAUUUCUCCUCCAUCUCUCCUCCAACUCCUCCAUCUCCUCAUCUCCUCUCUCUUCCAUCUCCUCUUUCCCCAUCUCCUCUCUCCUCCAUCUCCUCUUCAAUCUCCUCCAUCUUUUCCAUCUCCUCCUCUCUCCUCCAUCUCCUCCUCUGAAAACAGAAACAGGAGCCUAGAAGUAUCGCAGUGGUCUGGGUCCAUUCGAGCCCCAUCACAGCUCAUCACUCAGUGAAACCUAACUUCCACUUCAGUGGACUAUUCACACAGAAUUUGACUUAAGUGGAAGUUAGGGUUUGCAGAGAUACAGAGAGAAGCUGCAGCCUCAUCCUAAAUAAAGUCCAGUCCAUGUCAAUCAAUUAAUCAGUCAGCAAGCAAGUCCUUGUCUGCAGUACAUUCAAAAAAACUGAAAUGGCGCAAGGAUUCUAAAGUAUAACAAAGAUUGUUUUUUUAAAGAAUUACAGAAAACGGGGGGGUGCAAAUUUGUCUUUGAAAAUUAUUUAUUGAGAUCCAUUUUAGAGUAAUGCAAAGCGGAUUCUGUUUUCGUAGUGUGUAUGUUUGUGUCUGUGUGUGUGUGUGUGUGUGAUUGCGUAUGUGCGUGCAUGCCUGCGUGUGUGUGAGUAUUUUCAAUUUCUGAUAUUUUACAGUGUAUUUAUUACAGUAAACCAACCAAGAGCAGGCAUGCUACUUUCUUUUUUUGUGCUCUGUUUUGCAGUGGUGUAAAGUACUUGGGAAAGUAAAGUACUUUAAAGUACUACAUAAGUAGUUUUUGGGGGUAUCUGUACUUUACUUUACUAUUUAUAUUUUUUACAACUUUUACUUUUACUUCACUACAUUCCUAAAUAAAAUAUUGUACUUUUUACUCCAUACAUUUUCCCUGACAACCCAAAGUACUCGUUACAUUUUGAAUGCUUAGCAGGACAGGAAAAUUGUGAAAUUCACGCACUUAUCAAGAGAACAUGUGGUCUACCCUACUGCCUAUGGCCUGGCGGACUCACUAUACACAAAUGCAUAUUUUCUUAAAUAUUGUCUGAGUGUUGGGGUGUGCCCCUGGCUAUCCAUACAUUUUAAAAACAAGAAACUGAUGCCACCUGCUUUGCUUAAGAUAAGGAAUUUCAAAUGAUUAAUACUUUUACUUCUACUUUUGAUACUUAAGUACAUUUUAAAACCAAAUACUUUUAGAUUUUUACUGGGUGACUUUCAUUUUUACUUUAGUAAUUUUCUAUUAAGGUAUCUUUACUUUAACUCAAGUAUGAGAAUUUGAUACUUUUUCCACAACUGCUGUUUUGUCGUGUGUGUGGUGUGUGUGUAGUGUGUCUGUGUGUGUGUGUGGUGUUGUGUGUGUGUGUGUGUGUGUGGUGUUGUGUGUGUGUGUGUGUGGUGUUGUGUGUGUGUGUGUGUGUGUGUGUGUGUGGUGUUGUGUGUGUGUGUGUGUGUGUGGUGUUGUGUAUGUGUGUGUGUGUGUGUGUGAGAGAGAGUGUGUGUGUGUGGUAGACACACAGUUUCUUAAUUUUGUUCAGAAUGUAUUUUUAAUUUUAUG